This is a messenger RNA of Ciona intestinalis (vase tunicate), 1204 nucleotides long. RefSeq names its product ubiquitin-conjugating enzyme E2 C-like. The record is from RefSeq and is a predicted model, not a curated record. NCBI's taxonomy places the organism in Eukaryota, Metazoa, Chordata, Ascidiacea, Phlebobranchia, Cionidae.
CAUGCCUGGUUUAGAGACGUUCCACCUACGAGUUUAUAUUCAUUGAAGAUAUGCUGCUAUGUUAUUGUAUUCGCGUAUCUGUGUUAUUUAAUCUGGUACAAAAGUUCGUUACGCGAAACCAAUAUCGGCUCGCGGCCGCUGACGAUACGGACUCUGAAGAAGGCUUAUAAUCCAUAGCAGAGUCUGAUCCCGAGUAGAAUCUUAGCUCUCCGAUUGCGUCUGUUUAGGAGAAAUCAUUAAAUCUUGUUGGGUUUUGACUUGAUUUUGACAUAAUGUUUAUUUGAGGUUAAUAAAUGAUAUCGAAAGCCCCCGCGACGUGAAAUUAAAAUUCUACUUUGUUUACUACGUUUCCGUGGACACACGUGACUGCGUAGAUUCGCGAUUGCUGAUUGGCUAAACUUGGUCGUAUUGUUACGUUUGAAUUGAAUAGAACUUUUUCGAUGAACAGCUGGAAGGUAGAAAUUUGGGGCAAUUCGUCCACAUUUUGAAAUGGAAUAAGUCGUAUUAAAUUGAAUAGCCUAAUAAAAGAGUUUGUCUAUAUUUUUUUUAGAUUUUAGAGGUAAACCUAUAUAUAUAUAUUUAUAAAAUUUACGUAACUUUCGUAAUGGCUUCUCAAAACACAAAUCCACAUGUCGGCGUAAUUUCCUCUACGAAAGAAAAAUCAGCGAAUCAAACUACUAAAAAAGACUCUAAUUCCGUCAAAAAAAGAUUACACCAAGAGCUUAUGGGACUAAUGAUGUCGGCGGAAACUGGUGUUUCAGCAUUUCCAGAUGGCGAUAAUUUGUUUAAUUGGGUCGGAACUAUAGAAGGCCCAGAGGGAACUGUUUAUCACGGCCUGACAUAUCGUUUGUCAUUUGAAUUCACGAGUAGCUACCCAUAUGAUCCACCCACUGUGAAGUUUUCAACUCCCUGUUUUCACCCCAAUGUUGAUGAGUUUGGAAACAUUUGCCUCGAUAUUUUAAAAGAGAAAUGGUCAGCUCUGUACGAGAUUCGAACCAUUUUGCUUUCCAUACAAUCUUUAUUAGGAGAACCAAAUAAUGACAGUCCUUUGAAUGUACAAGCUGCUGAUAUGUGGGCAACGCAAACAACAUACAAGAAGCACUUAUUGAGCCACUAUGAAAAGACCGCAAAAGGACCUUUAUGACAGCAGUUCUACUGCAGAGGUAACAGAACUGGUUGGUAGAUCAGGUGCACAUGGACUUCC